This is a messenger RNA of Mobula hypostoma (lesser devil ray), 7346 nucleotides long. RefSeq names its product receptor tyrosine-protein kinase erbB-4-like. Gene Ontology annotation, cellular component: signaling receptor complex; basal plasma membrane; plasma membrane. The coding region runs from base 529 to 4284 and encodes 1251 amino acids. Lineage: Eukaryota; Metazoa; Chordata; Chondrichthyes; Myliobatiformes; Myliobatidae. The record is from RefSeq and is a predicted model, not a curated record. Gene Ontology annotation, biological process: positive regulation of kinase activity; positive regulation of cell population proliferation; multicellular organism development. Gene Ontology annotation, molecular function: protein tyrosine kinase activity; ATP binding; neuregulin receptor activity. The transcript has 29 exons.
CUCUCCACAGAUGCUGUCUGACGUGCUGAGAGCUUCCAGCAUUUUCAGUUUCUCAGAGCGAUCUGGUGAUUAUUGGCAUGCUGGUCCACUCUGGACACGGAAAUUGGCCGUGAAGUGCCUUAAUAAACUGUACGGCUCAACUUUUGGAAAAGAGGAUUUUACACACUCUUACGUGUUUGUUUUAUAAUGUCGCCGAGUUCGCUCUUAAAAUCAAAACAGUUUUAAGUACGAUUCACUGGAUUUAUGAAAAGUGGUGCUUGCGUCUUUGCAGUGUAGUUUCUCACCUUCCUGGUGAUGUGAUUUGGCUUCAGAAGGUGGAGCCAACCUCAUGUGUCAUAUCAGCGUGAAACUGACGAGAGCGGAGAAACAACUCGAGUGGGAAUGAGAAAGAUUGACUAAAACAUUUCUCAAAGUUUUCAAACGAUCUAACACUAUUGGUACUUAUUGAAUUUUUUUAAAAAGUACAAGUCAUGGAAACAAAUUCCUAAAAGUGACCCAACGAUACGAACGAAAUCUGGAAAAUAGAAGAUGGACAUUCUGCAGGUGUUGGGCAUAUUGUGGCUGUGGUUUCGAAAUGGUGAAACCUCUCAACCAGUGUGUGCAGGCACGGAAAACAAGCUGAGUUCCCUCUCUGGCCAGGAGCAACAAUACCAGCAGCUACAGAAGAUGUAUACUGACUGUGAAAUAGUGAUGGGCAACUUGGAGAUCACUAACAUUGCUGCCAAUCGAAACCUCACCUUCCUCAAGUCAAUCCGGGAGGUUACUGGCUACCUGCUCGUGGCACUAAAUCAGUUUGAGUAUCUUCCUCUGGAAAAUCUGCGAAUUAUCCGUGGUACAGCACUCUACGAUGACAAGUAUGCACUCUCUGUGAUCCUCAACUACCGGAAAGAUGGAAUUCAAGGGCUGAAGCAGCUUGGCUUUAAACAUCUGACAGAGAUUCUGGUGGGAGGUGUAUAUCUGGAAUCCAACAAGUUUCUGUGCCACGCGCAGUCAAUUGAUUGGGCUGACAUCCUACACAACCCAAAGGAGAGAAUGGACUUCAAUGAGACAAAGCAUGCCAUCAAAGGCUGUUCCCAGUGUCAUCCAUCUUGUAAAGGACAUUGCUGGGGCCCGAGUGAGUUUGACUGUCAGAUCUUGACUAAAUCAGUGUGUGCUCCUCAGUGUAAUGGCCGAUGCUUUGGACAACACAACCCGAGCGAGUGCUGCCACAGCGAGUGUGCUGGGGGCUGCUCCGGCCCCAAAGAUACCAACUGCUUCGCUUGCAAACGCUUCAAUGACAGUAACGCUUGUGUUCCAGUCUGUCCACAACCAUUAAUUUACAACAAGCAGUCCUAUCAGCUGGAGCGCAACCCUGACACCAAGUACAUGUACGGAUCUUUCUGCGUGAAGAGCUGCCCUGCAAACUUCAUCGUGGACCAGAGCUCAUGUGUCCGUAUCUGUCCCAGUGGCAAGACAGAGGUCGAGAAAAACGGGGUAAAGAUGUGUGAGCCGUGUCAUGGCCUGUGCCCUAAAGCAUGCGAAGGCACUGGGGCUGGCAAUCGAUAUCAGACUGUGGAUUCAAAAAACAUCGACAAGUUCAUCAACUGCACCAAGAUCACUGGCAACCUUGAUUUCCUCAUCACGGGGAUCAAGGGGGACCCGUACCACAAAACUGCACGUCUGGAUCCAGAAAAGCUGAAGGUAUUUCAAACUGUUCAGGAGAUAACAGGUUACUUGAAUAUCCAGUCCUGGCCAGAAAGCCUGGAGAAUUUCAGUGUCUUUUCCAAUCUAACUACUAUUGGGGGAAGGACACUUUACAACCGCGGCUUGUCCUUGAUGAUCAUGAAGCUGCAGAAUGUGACGUCUCUUGGGUUUCAAUCACUGAAGGAAAUUGGCGCUGGGAAGGUGUAUGUGGCCUACAAUAAGCAGCUCUGCUACUACAACACACUGAAUUGGACAGUGCUGUAUCGCCUGAAGACUUCCCCCCCUCCCCCCAUCAUCAAGGAAAACAAGCAAGGGAGAAUCUGCCGGGCAGAAAAGAAGGUGUGUGAUCCCUUGUGUUCCAGUGAUGGUUGCUGGGGGCCAGGCCCAAGCCAGUGUUUAUCCUGUGCCUUCUAUAGACGUGGUGGAACCUGUGUGAGAAACUGCCAUUUCCAGGAGGGAGUGCAACGAGAGUACGCUGAGGGCUCCACGUGUAUGCCAUGUCACCCAGAGUGCAAGAAGAUCAAGGGAGGACCCACCUGCAAUGGAACGGGACCUGCUCACUGCUUUCAGUGUGCUCAUUAUAAAGAUGGACCCAACUGUGUGCAGAAGUGUCCUGAAGGAAUCCAGGGAGAGAGAGGUCUCAUCUUCAAAUAUCCAGACAAGAACAAAGAAUGUAAACCGUGCCAUGAGAACUGCACACAGGGGUGUAAGGGUCCUACUGGGCUGGAUUGCUCUCGCUAUCCUUGGAUGGCCCCCAUCAAAGCAUUACACAAUAGACAAAUCCCUCACAUUGUGGCAGGAAUUGUUGGAGGACUGGUGGCUGUGACAAUUGUGGUGCUGCUGGCUGUUGUUUACUGGAGAAGGCAGAUCAUUCGGAAAAAGAGGGCAAUGCGGCGAUACCUGGAGACAGAGCUGUUGGAUCCCCUCGAUCCCACUGCCGACUCACCCAAUCAGGUGAACACACGGAUUCUGAAAGAGACGGAACUGCGCAAAAUAAAGGUCUUGGGGUCUGGAGUAUUUGGAACAGUGUACAAGGGUUUCUGGAUUCCUGAGGGUGAGUCCGUAAAGAUUCCAGUGGCCAUCAAGGUCUUGCAGGAAGGACAUUGCUCUGAGACCUCAAGGACUGUGAACGAGGAUAUGUUGAUGGUGGGCAGCCUGGAUCACCAUCAUGUACUGCGGCUCCUUGGAAUCUGUCCUGGAGCACCACUCCAGAUAGUCACACAGUUCCUGCCACUUGGCUCUCUCCUUGAGUACCUCCACAAAAACAAGGAGACUAUCCAGUCUCAAAUGCUUCUCAACUGGUCUGUUCAGAUCGCCAAGGGUAUGAGAUACCUGGAGGAGAAGAAAAUGAUUCAUCGGAACCUGGCUGCCAGAAACGUACUGGUGAAAUCCUCCAGCCAUGUUCAAAUUACAGACUUUGGUAUCACCAACCUCUUGGCACUGGAUGAAAAGAAGUAUUUCUUCGAUGAAGUUAAGAUGCCCAUUAAAUGGAUGGCACUAGAGAGCAUCCACUUUAGAAGAUACACCCAUCAAAGUGAUGUGUGGAGUUAUGGUGUCACCAUAUGGGAGCUGAUGACGUUUGGCAGUAAACCAUAUGAGGACAUCGCCGUUCGUGAGAUCCCCGGUCUGUUGGAGAAAGGCGAACGCUUACCACAGCCUCAUAUCUGCACCAUUGAUGUUUACAUGGUGAUGGUGAAAUGCUGGAUGAUUGACGAAGACAGUCGUCCUACAUUUAAAGAACUUGGUGCAGAAUUUUCUCGAAUGGCCCGGGAUCCAGAUAGAUAUUUGGUUCUUGAGCGUGAUGAGAGGGCCAAUAAUACAUAUGUUAGCGACCAAAGGGCCCUGCAUGAAUAUGAUGAGGACCUCGUGGAUUAUAAUGAGCUGGAAGAGGAUGUGAUAGGAACCACACUGGAUAACCCACCAUCUGGUGGAGUAAGACUGAGGACUGAAUCGACCAGGAGCAACAGUUUACCUACUGGAUAUAUGCCAAUGAAUGGGAUUGGUCCAGAUGGCUCUCGGCAGACUGGAAUGAAGAAUGGAGACCUGGGAUCAAAGCGCUCACUGAGGAUGCGGAAUGAAUCCACGACUCGGACUAUCUCGGAGUCAUCAGAGGGUCGAGGGACAGCGUCUUCGCUUGAUCUGUACGAAGAGAUUUCUUUGAAUGGAACGCUGCAGCUCUGUGGCCACCGCUCUCGAGACAGCAGUGCACGUUUCUCCAAUGGCACCAACAUGAUGAUCUCCCCAUCUGAUGAAGCAGAGGUGGAUAUUAACGGAUAUGUAAUGCCAGAACAAAAAAACUCUACAGCUGAAAACCUGAAACCUGCUAAUGAUGUAGGUCCCUCAAACACUAAAGCCAGUGAUGUGAACGCUACACAGCUACCCGAGAAUCGGAAAGAAUUGGACUCGAAACCAAGCGAUCACCAGGAAUAUGAGUACAUGAACAAACGAGCCUACCUCAAUGGCUGUGUGAAUGUUGUGCAGAACCCAGAAUACCUGGAUGACAGUAGUGUGUUUGUUACUGAGGGUGACAUUCAUGCUUUUGAUAACCCAGACUACUGGCACAACAGUCUGCCAGCAAAGUCAGAAGUAAAAAGGACAUAGAGCAUCAACUUCACGGUUCAGUCUAGAUAACUGGCAACUCAACAACAAGCAAAGAGUUGAUUUCUGAACUUUGGAAGGGUUGGGGUGUGGCGAGGAUGGGUGACUAGAUUUCAAAAUCAGAAGACUGACAAUCGAACUGGAGAGAUUGAUGUCUUUAUGUGCAUCAUUCAACUUGUGUCAGUCGUGAUAAAUACAUAUUGUAGAAACACACAUGAAUGAAGCACUCUCAUCUCCUGCCCUUAAUGCCCAAUACAAAAGAGGGAGGGGAAGUUUUAAUUUCUUACCUAUUCAACAGAACCUGUUUUGCGUUGUUCCUUCAAAGCAGAAUACAAGAUUCGUUUUGUGUUGUUCCUUCAAAGCAGAAUACAAGAAGAAUCUAGAUCUCUCAAUUGGAAGCAAUCCCUGACCUCGAUAAUAGUCAUCUAUGAUGCUGCACCCUGCAGCACAUGUAGUUUUAGUAUGGACAUGCAAGAUAUUUGGGAAAUGAGGCAGACUAGGCAAAACAGCAAACUUGGAGUGCAAAAACCAUUGUCUUUAUGGACUACAUCUUUGGAAUAUUGAUCCCAAUAGUGUAUUGUUCUAUAGCUGAAGAAUUGCCGCUGGUCACUGCGUUAAUGAACAAGGAAAAGGACUGUCAGCAAUUUAGACAGAGAUCUUAAGUGCGAAGAAUGAAGUAUAAUUUUAUGUCUCCUUCACAAGAUUUGCUCUUGUACAAAACACUUGAAGAUGGACUGGCCUGAGUAGGGAAUGAUAACAAGUUGUUUUUUAAGGCAGCUAAAAGAUUAUGGUAAGAGGUUAAUGUCUAGAACUUGGGCAUCAAUAUUCUUAUUUCUGUAAUUGUCUUCUGAUGUUUUAAAGUAUUCUCAUCUGAAAUAUAAUUUUUUGUUAUCUUUGAUUAUCACUAUCCGCAGAGGAGAGUUAGAAAAAUUUGGCUGAGGCACUACCAUAUGUGGGGUGGGGGAGAGAGAAAUAUCAGGAGGUUGUUCGGGGACAGAGAGGGAUAUAAUCCAUGCCAAAAACUAUGAACAGGGAUGGGAUAGAAAGAAGGAUCUUCUCAACAGCCUCCAGCAGUUUGCUCAACCACCAGUCAGGAUAGUUUCUGACUAAAAUAGACUUGGCCUUUUCAUUUGCCAUAAAAAGCUGGAAGGAGGAGCGUUUUUGCAGGGAAGUUUCAAACAAACAUUAGAAUAAAAUACUCUAAAAGUGAAGAAUGCUAGAAGAGAAGCAAGAUCUGGGACCAUAGAAUCUAGAAGAAAUGGUUCUUUUGCAAGAUUUGCUAAGAUUUAUGGUGCUUUUAGUAAUGAUGAACCAAACAUUAGCCUAACUGACCACAAAAUAAAUGCACGGGUUACUCAGACACCAUUCUAUGGUACAUCAAGAGUGGGCAGAAGUUCAAAUCCGCAUCUUCAGUUGCUUACCUUGAUCUCUAAAAAUGUUAAUAGACUUUUGUAAUUCUAUUGUUCUUUUUGAAGUUCACGUUGGAAAAACUGGAUGUGCUCCUUUUAUUUGAGCACCGUCUAACUCUAUAUAUAAGCCACCAUGGUAUUGUAUUGCACAGUGGCUUCACUACCUCUAUUUCCCCAUCUCAUCAGCAAACAAAACAUCCUUUUGCAAUGAUAACGCAACAAAAUGCCGUGAGAGAACUUCUUUGUUUUUAUCUGUAUAUAAACGUCGAGCCGGGAUACUUGAACAUAAUAAUGUGUGAUCAAUGCUUUGACUAAUAACUCUGAUGGGUGCAAAAAAUCACAUGGCAUUGAUCUGAGGACCUAUUGUUGGUAUUUCAUGAAUUGAGUUCUAUACUGUAUUUUGUUUUCUUGCUUUUCUCAAAUGAAGCAGCAAUGAUGAGCUUAUGAGCCAAAUAAUGUCAGAUUCCUUUUGGUGUUACUUGAUGUAGAUUCCCUGAAAAAUUCAGUGAUCAAAUUUAGUAUAUACCUGUUGGUUUGAUAUAAUUUUUAUAUGUAUUUACAUUUAUCCCUUUUUGUUCAUGCUUUGGGAUAUGGUUUCCUCAGGUAUAUACACUAAUGUUUAUGUGUAAAAGGGGUAAUUAAUUAUGGAAUUCUACAGUUUAUGCUCUUCUUGUCUUGUACCUUGCAUACUUUUACCAGCACAGUUGGAUGUCGGGAAAGACAGGUGUCAGGAAGGGGUUGUCCUCCGACGGAAUAAGUACUGAUAAGCACUGUGUCCUCCUUCACUUGCUAGGUGUCCUUGCUGAGAUCAGCUAACUCAGAUUUAGCUCUUGUGUUUUAGUGUUUUAGCUCAUGACUUAGUGUUUUUACAAAAUGUGCCUUCAUCCAGCAAAGAAACCCCGUUGUUAACCAUUUCUCCUCCCAUCCUUUCCCAAAAGUGCUUACUAUUGGUUGAGGGGUCAAGGGCCAGGUUAACAGGAGCCUGAAUCCCUCAGCAACCCAUUCAUAUCUCUACUUUUCAUGUGUGAGGACAGAUAUAUGGAGUAAUGGGGAGUUGGGGGCUUAUAUGCAAGUCAAGUUAUGUGGCCUAGAAAUUCUUUGCACAAUGCAACAUGCUUGUACAUCAUACUGCAUCAAAGAGUGCAACACCCCAAAUUGCAAGACUGAUUCACCAAAGCAGGUCUUAAAUGGAAGGUUGAGGCAUUCUUCAGCUUUAAGGCCGACCUUACCUAGCUGCAGCUGGAGAGUCUUAAAGUAUCAACCUUCCUCCAGGCUGGUGCCUUUUCUCUGAUAAUGAUUGCUACCUUCCCACCUUGCCCUUGCUGCUAAAGGCCUUGGAGCCUGUCCUCAGCCCAGCAUCUCUCUGAUCAUCAAUCAGUGCACUGAUAUUUCAUACUCUCACAUAAAGAAAAAUUAAUAAAGGGCAACUGGGUCUGUACCCCAAGACGGGCUGGGCCUUCCGAGCAGAAGAAAAUUAGAGAAGGGAAACUAACUUCUUUUUGAAAAGAAUGCAUUUACUUUGUUGCUGCUUGAGUACUGUAACAAGUUUCAGAGGGGUGUUUCAUGUAAAAUUGACCCCAUGAUUACUUCAAACCAAUCAACUGUCUCAUAGUACUCAAAUUCUAAUACCUACAGGACUGACAUACUUUCAUUUUU